AUGGAUAUCUUGGUAGAAAAUGAACUGAAGGGACUGUGUUUGAAUGGAACUCGUAAACGGUCAAAUUAUUUGUCUUGGGACGAAUAUUUUAUGUCUAUAGCACUUUUGUCCGCUAUGAGAAGUAAGGAUCCUUCAACUCAAGUUGGUGCUUGUAUAGUCAAUACAGAGAAUAAAAUUGUUGGGAUAGGAUAUAAUGGAAUGCCAAAUGGUGUUUCAGAUGAUGAUGUCCCCUGGGGAAAAGAAUCAACUAAUGAACUAGAGAAUAAAUAUUUAUACGUUUGUCAUGCUGAAUUAAAUGCUGUAUUGAAUCGUAAUGAAGCAAAUUCUAAAGGUUGUAUCCUAUUUUCAACAAUGUUCCCGUGUAAUGAAUGCGCCAAAGUGAUUAUACAAGCAGGUAUCAAAGAAGUCGUAUAUUAUUCGGAUAAGAAAGUUGGAACACAAUCUAAUAUAGCUGCUAAAUAUCUUUUUGAAAAGGCUGGUGUUAAAAUAAGACCAUUCACUCCAACUGGUCGAGUUAUCAAUAUUGCUCUUAGCUAA
This is a messenger RNA of Trichobilharzia szidati, 537 nucleotides long. Lineage: Eukaryota; Metazoa; Platyhelminthes; Trematoda; Strigeidida; Schistosomatidae. The record is from the annotation of a GenBank genome assembly.